GACCGGAAGCGGCUGCGGUUUUCAGCCGCGGUUUGAUAGUUGUUGUCAAGAGGAUCUCAGUGCCUUUGCCGGAGGGAUGUGGAGGUGAUGGGGACCCGGGGAGGGUUUCUUGGAGUCUCUGAGGAGCCGCUGGGUCAGACCCCGUAGUGAAGGCUACAGGAUCUUCCUUCUGGCCCCAGGAGCUCUGGUUGAAUCCACAGGUGCCCACCUAUUCUUGGGCUCCUGGGAAGAUCAGAAUUGUCCACAAGAGAGCCUGAGAGCUGAGGCCCCGCGUGACCAUGCCUGCCGAUCAGAGCUCUCCUGGGCCAUCUGUGGCCCUGACUACAGAGGGACCUGACAGCUCCUGUGAGGUCUCAGUGUCCUUUGAAGAUGUGACCGUGGACUUCAGCAGGGAGGAGUGGCAGCAGCUGGACUCCACUCAGAGGCGCCUGUAUCAGGAUGUGAUGCUGGAGAACUACAGCCAUCUGCUCUCACUGGGGUAUGAAGUUCCCAAACCAGAGGUCAUCUUCAGGUUGGAGCAAGGAGAGGAGCCAUGGAUGUCGGAGGGAGAAACCCCACAUCAGAGCUGCUCAGAUGGGAAGUUUGGGAUUAAGACCUCACAAAAAAGAAUUUCUGGAAAAGUUUCAUUUCAUAGUGAAAUGGAGGGUGAAGAUACAAGGGAUGAUUCAUUGUAUUCCAUUUUAGAAGAACUGUGGCAAGAUGCUGAACAGAUAAAGAGCUAUCAGGGAAACCAGAAUCCUGCUGCUUUCAUCAAUAAGAAAAUAUUGAAUACAGAGUGGGAUUAUGAAUAUAAAGACAGUGGAAAAUUUGUUCAUCCAGGCCCAAAUCGUAUUCCUUCACAGAAAAGUCCUCAUAAACGUGACUCAUUUGGAAAGAGUUUAAAGCAUAAUUUAGACUUACAUAUUCAUAGUAAAAACAGUGCAGCAAAGAACUUCGAUAAGAUUAUUGGACAUGGUCAGGUUUUCACCCAGAGCUCUUCUUAUACUAACCAUGAAAAUACGCAUACAGGAGUGAAAUUCUGUGACAGCAAUCAGCAUGGAAAAGUCUUCAGCCUCAAACAAGCACUCAGUCACAAUCUGAAAUUUCCUGUUGGGGAGAAAGCAAAUAUGUGUACUGAAUUUGGGAAGAUCUUCACCCAGAGGUCACACCUCUUCCCACCUCAGAGAAUUCAUUCUAUGGAAAAACCUCAUGAGCUUAGCAAAUGUGUAAAUGUUUUUACACAGAAGCCACUACUCAGUAUAUAUUUGAGAGUUCAUAGAGACGAAAAGCUCUAUAUAUGUUCUGAAUGUGGGAAGGCGUUCAUCCAGAAUUCAGAAUUAAUUUUGCAUGAGAAAAUGCAUACUAGAGAAAAACCCUAUAAAUGCAGUGAAUGUGGAAAAUCAUUUUUCCAAGUGUCAUCUCUACUGAGGCAUCAGACAACCCAUACUGGAGAAAAACUUUAUGAGUGCAGUGAAUGUGGGAAAGGCUUCUCCCUGAACUCAGCCCUCAAUGUACAUCAGAAAAUUCAUACUGGAGAGAGACACCACAAGUGCAGUGAGUGUGGGAAAGCCUUUACCCAAAAAUCAACACUCAGAAUGCAUCAGAGAAUUCAUACAGGAGAGAGAUCCUAUGUAUGUACUGAAUGUGGGCAGGCCUUCAUCCAAAAGGCACACUUGAUUGCACAUCAAAGAAUUCAUACUGGAGAGAAGCCUUAUGAAUGCAGUGACUGUGGGAAGUCUUUCCCUUCUAAAUCACAACUCCAGAUGCAUAAGCGAAUUCACACAGGAGAAAAACCCUAUAUAUGCACUGACUGUGGGAAGGCCUUCACCAAUAGGUCAAAUCUCAAUACUCACCAGAAAUCUCAUACUGGAGAGAAGUCUUAUAUAUGUGCUGAAUGUGGGAAGGCCUUCACGGACAGGUCAAAUUUCAAUAAACACCAGACAAUUCAUACUGGAGAGAAACCCUAUGUUUGUGCUGAUUGUGGAAGGGCCUUCAUCCAGAAGUCAGAGUUAAUUACACAUCAGAGAAUUCAUACCACAGAGAAGCCUUAUAAAUGUUCUGACUGUGAGAAAUCCUUCUCCAAGAAACCACAUCUCAAAGUACAUCAACGAAUUCACACAGGAGAGAAACCAUAUAUAUGUGCAGAAUGUGGGAAAGCCUUCACUGACAGAUCAAAUUUCAAUAAACACCAGACAAUUCAUACUGGAGAUAAACCCUAUAAAUGUAGUGACUGUGGAAAGGGCUUCACUCAGAAAUCAGUUCUGAGUAUGCAUCGCAGUAUUCAUACAUGAAAGUAACCCUGUUUCUUGAAAAUGAGAAAGCCUUUAUCAUAGCAUUCAGGUCUAAGUGUGUUUUAUAAAAUUCAACCAAGAUCCUAUAUGAAUACCUUGCAUAAUAAAAAGCAUUCAUCAAGCUCUCUCACCUGAGAUGAGAAAAAUUACUCUAAGAAUGCACUGAAUGAAGGGGAAUUUCCAUAUUUGCCCAGACUCACAAAAUAUAAUAGAAUUCAUACUGGAAAAUCAGCUUGAUGCAUUAGGAAAAACCUUCCUGUAGAAAGUAUUAUAAGGCACCAUUACCCAAUUCGUUAUACAUGGAGUGUGCAAAACUAUAUAAAUGACAGUAAUGUUUACUGUAUUAUAUUAAGCAAUUUAAAAUGUCAACAAAAUGAAAGAUAGGACAACAAAAUAUGUUGAUGUGUAGACCUGCUCUCAGUUCUGUGGGGUGUUUUUGUAGCAGAAAACAUUACACAAUGGAAGGAAUAAUUGAAUUGAAUUUUUUUAAAUUUAAUAUAAUCGUGUCUAUCGAAUAUGUUUCCUGCUGAAUAUUUCUCUCACAUGAAUCCAUAAAGUCAUUAUAGUUUUUUUCAUUAUGGUUUUAUAUAUACACAAAUCUGCAAAUACAAUUUUACACGAGCACAUAAAUAUAAUCCUGUCAUUCAUAUUGGUUUCCAUGACAUCAUGUUUUUAUCUUCUUUCAUUGUGGUACAAUGCAAAAUAGCCACAGAUCUCUCCCAUCCUUUUAUGCACACUCCUUUAUAGUGUUACUCUUAUUUCUCUUGUUAAGAGGUAGGGCUGUCUCUGUCUACUCCUUGACUCUGAGCUUGGCCAUGUGACUCGCUUUGGCCAAUGUACAUUAGCAAAGAGAUUCAAGAAGAUGCUGGAGAAGUGUGAAAAGCCUGCUUUGAGGCUUACCCUCUCCUGCUGCCCUUUGGAAUUCUCAAACUUUCAUGUGAAGAAGCUCAGAUUACUGAAGAAUGAGAAACCACAUGGAGCAGAGAUGAGCCAGCCCACCCCAGGCUCCUUAGACCAAAUGCCAGACAUGGGAGUGAGGCCUUCCUUGACCUCUAACCCCAGCCACAGCAAAAGAGCCACACCAGUUAUCCCAGCCAAUGAAUUACGAGGUAAAUAAAAUGAUUACUGUUUUAAGCGUCUAAGUUUUGGGGUAGUCUGCUGCACAGCAAAUGCUGAGUAGUACCUAAAAUUGUACGCAUACUGGGGGUAUUGUAUCAAAACAUAAGACACGGCAUUAUUAGCUUUGGGCCUGGGUGAAAGGUGGAGGCUGGAAAAACAAUGAAGAAAAUUGUUAAGAAAGGCUGGAAAAGACGGCAGUUUAUGUUGUUUAGUAAGGAAAAGAUAGCAAAACAGUCACCAUGCUCUGUGGAAAGACUGAGGAUGUACCAAAUGAACUUGUGGAUCUGGCUAAAGAGAUUUCCAACAGAAUGCUGGAAGUAUCAGUUUGCUCAUUUUAGCUGCAUAUGAUAAGGUACAGAAAGAAAAAUAUGAACUCAGUAAACAACAUCCAUUUGCAAGCAGAAUUAAGAAGAAAU
Molecule: messenger RNA, 3805 nt
Organism: Camelus dromedarius (Arabian camel)
Lineage: Eukaryota; Metazoa; Chordata; Mammalia; Artiodactyla; Camelidae
Gene: ZNF81
Product: zinc finger protein 81
Exons: 5
Coding region: 279-2270 (663 amino acids)
Biological process (GO): regulation of DNA-templated transcription
Source: RefSeq, a predicted model, not a curated record